AUUCAUCAGUUUUUUUAUUGUUAAAAAAAUAUUCUCGGCAGGCUUAUGGCUAACCGACUAAUUAUAAAGCUCAUUAUAGCGUUGCGUUUCUCGUUGACGCCUCUCUGUGGCUAUUGAACGAAUAAAUAAUAUAAAAAUAAUAGCUGUCUUUCUAAAAAGUAGUAAACUGGUAACCCAGUUAAUCAGCCGUAGUGAGCUCGAUGAGUUGUGUGUACUAUUUUGAUAAAACUGCGUUUUAAAACAAUCCAAUGUCAGUAUGUUCUAAAUUGUGGUGUAGUUUAAGUGUUUAUUGGCCACGAUAGAGUACAAUUGGGCAUUCGCCAUGCCCGUAACACUUAUAGACAGGUUGCCCUUGCCAAAUCUCAAGGUUUAUACAGCGGGAAGUGUUUCACUGCUUUCAAUAGCUGUUUAUUACGCUUUGAGUGUAACUAGUGAUCCAAACUGGCGUGCAAACUCAACGAUAGGCCGGCAGGACUCAUCGGAGUCUGGGCAAGGAGAGCAGCGACCAAUACCGGCCCAGCUUCUGGCCAAUGGCACCAGAAAUGUAUCAGAGCAGUUUGUAGAUGUCAUUACGUUUAUGAUGCAGGAACCACUAUGCAUGUGGACGCUGAUCAACAUAGCGUACUGCUCGCUGGCGGUGUUCGGGUUCGCGGUGCAGCGGCUGGUGUUCGGGCCGCUGCGCGUGGCGGAGGCGCAGCGCGUCAAGGACAAGUUCUGGAACUACGUCUUCUAUAAGUUCAUCUUCGUGUUCGGCGUCAUCAACGUGCAGUACAUGGACGAGGUGCUGCUCUGGUGCUCCUGGUUCACACUCGUCGGCUUCUUGCACCUGCUCGCUCAGUUGUGCAAGGAUAGGUACGAAUAUUUGUCCUCGUCGCCGAACACGGGAGGCUGGGCGCACGUGCGGCUGGCCUGCCUGCUGGCCGGCAUCCUGGCCGCCGCCAGCGCGCUGCUGGCCGCCGCCGCCGCCUGGGGGCUGCCGGCCGGACGGGACACCUUCGCUUUUAUGGCGGCUGAGUGCGUGCUGGUGUUGGUGUGCGCGCUGCACGUGUCGGCGCGCUACGCGCUGCAGCUGGCGCGCGCGGACGCGGCCGGCGCCCUCGCGUACUACACGCAUCUGCUGUUCGACGCGGCGGCGCUGGUGGCGGAGCUGGCGCACGUGGUGCACAUGGUGGCGCACAGCAACAUGCUGGUGUCGAUGGCGUCGCUGGUGCUGCUGCUGCAGCUGCGCCAGCUGCUGGCGGCGCUGCAGGCGCGCCUGCGCCGCCACCGCCUCUACGCCGCGCUGCACUCGCACAUGAGCCGCAAUUAUCCAAUGGCUAGCAAAGAAGAAGUAGAGAAGAACCAGGACAAUUGUGCCAUCUGCUGGGAGCCAAUGAAGGAGGCUCGAAAGCUGCCCUGCUCGCACCUGUUUCACAAUUCGUGCCUGUGCCAGUGGGUGCAGCAAGACGCGUCGUGCCCGACAUGUCGGCGCGCGUUGGCCGCAGGGCCGGCCGCUCCGCGCCCGGACGCCGCGCGCCACCCCAAUCAUCUGUUCCAUUUCGACGGGUCCCGUUACGUGUCCUGGCUGCCGAGCUUCUCAGUGGAGGUGACGCGCGUGCGGCCCGACGCGGGCGGCGCGGCGCUGGACGCGGCCGGCGCGCAGCUGGACGCCGCCGCCGCGCAGCUGCAGCUCAUGUUCCCGCAGCAUUCGCGCGCCGCGCUGGCCGCCGACCUGCAGCGCACGCGCUCCGCCGACCUUACACUUGACAACAUCCUGGAGGGCCGCCUGCCCGCCGCUCCCGCGCCCCGCGCCGCCGCCCCCGCGCCCCGCCCGCCGCCCCCGCCGCCGGAGCGCGCCGACGCGGCCGGCUCGGACGACGCGGGCCGCUUCUCGCGCUGCGCGGCCGAGCGCGAGGCGCAGCUGCGGCGCCGCAAGCAGCAGCUGCUGGAGGCGGCGCGGCGCCGGUACCUGGCGCGCCUGGCGCCGCGCAGCUAA
Messenger RNA from Spodoptera exigua (beet armyworm), 1975 nucleotides. The record is from the annotation of a GenBank genome assembly. NCBI's taxonomy places the organism in Eukaryota, Metazoa, Arthropoda, Insecta, Lepidoptera, Noctuidae.